Betta splendens (Siamese fighting fish) is the source of this 1812-nucleotide messenger RNA. Its product is annotated as porphobilinogen deaminase-like. Gene Ontology annotation, biological process: heme biosynthetic process. Gene Ontology annotation, molecular function: hydroxymethylbilane synthase activity. Gene Ontology annotation, cellular component: cytoplasm. Lineage: Eukaryota; Metazoa; Chordata; Actinopteri; Anabantiformes; Osphronemidae. The transcript has 14 exons. The coding region runs from base 172 to 1248 and encodes 358 amino acids. The record is from RefSeq and is a predicted model, not a curated record.
GGAACAAGGAAAUGACAUCUAGCCGAGACAGGACCUCCGUGUUCAUUCAUGGAGCUGCUAUAGGAGUACACCACUCCCACCGUGUCCCAGUCUUUUACAGCAGUUCGUGAAACUACUCUUGAACAAAAUGCGCCGCUUAGUCGCACCGACAGAGUGAAGCGAAACGCGGACAUGUCGGAAGAAGCACAAUCUCUGGAUGGAAAUGGCAAGGUUAGCCGAGUCAUCCGGAUUGGAACACGCAAAAGCCAGUUGGCUCGCAUCCAGACUGACAGUGUGGCUGACAAGUUGAAAAAGCUGUAUCCUGACAUUCAUCUGGAUAUAGUUGCCAUGUCAACAACAGGAGAUAUUGUCCUUGACAGGGCUUUAUCAAAGAUAGGAGAGAAGAGUCUUUUCACCAAAGAAUUGGAGAAUGCUCUGGACAAGAACGAGGUUGAUCUUGUCGUUCACUCGUUGAAAGACCUUCCCACCGUUCUGCCCCCAGGAUUCACCAUCGGAGCCGUCCUGAAGAGAGAGAACCCACAUGAUGCUGUUGUUUUACAUCCCAAAAAUGCAGGAAAAACUCUUGACACUCUUCCACAAAACAGUGUGGUUGGCACCAGUUCACUGCGCCGCGCUGCUCAGCUGAAGAAACGAUUCCCCCACCUGGAGUUCAAAGACAUUCGUGGGAACCUGAACACCCGCCUGAAGAAGUUGGAUGAGAAAGAUGACUUCGCUGCCAUUAUUCUCGCUGCUGCUGGCCUCUGGAGAAUGGGCUGGGAGAACCGGAUCAGUCAGAUCCUGGAGCCUGAGGACUGCAUGUAUGCUGUUGGACAGGGUGCUCUGGCAGUGGAGGUUCGGGCCAGAGACGCAGACAUCCUCGAGAUGGUCUCUGUCCUCCAUGACCACGACACUGUGCUGCGCUGCAUAGCUGAGAGAGCCUUUCUCAGACACUUGGAGGGCGGGUGCAGCGUGCCAGUGGCUGUUCACACUGAAGUGAAGGAUGGCCAGCUCUACCUGACUGGAGCAGUGUACAGCUUAGAUGGAUCAGAUAGUCUGAAGGACACCAUGCAGACCAGCAUCAAUGCCGAUGACGAGAGUUUGGAGGAGGUGGACGAGCAAGUUCAACGAGUGGGAGUCACAGCCCACAAGAUCUCAGGUGAAGUCCAGAACCGAGCAGAGCGGCUGGGGGUGGACCUGGCCAACUUACUGCUGAGCAAAGGAGCCAAGGAGAUCCUGACGGUCGCUAGGCAGCUUAAUGACGCCAGAUAAACCUGCGGAUUUCACCAGGUUGUUGAGCCACAGCUUUCUGUCCAGUAAAAACUGGAAGUCCUCUGUUUUGUCUCCACUAGCAAUGCUGUGACUUUCUCAAUCAGCAGCAGGGAAAAUGCAAAGGGUUUAAAAGACUACUUGGAUCAUAGUUGUGCUAAAAAUAAAUUUUAAAUUGAAUGCCACCUGGUUCAGAGUCACUGCAGUGUGUAGCAUUCGUCCAUACAUAUGGUACCACAAGAAGCCUGAGCCUCGUAGAGACUGCCUUACUGAAUUUAUCAUCAGAAAACACAGUGGCCUUAAAGCGUUGUUCAGUCUGUGAGCAUGUUUUUACUGUAGCAAGUACAGUUUCGUUUCAUAGUACAAUAAGAAAUGUAAAUGUAACCUUAAUCCUUCAUUUGUCAGUUCUGAACCUUAUGUUUCUAAUAAAGAACCUCCGUAAUGAAGGUAUUAGUUAUAAAUGGAGUGUUUCCUUAUGCUGGCCUCAUAACACAGUAAUUGCUUUUCUUCAUGAUUUUAUGAUGAAUGUUAAAUUAUGAAGUGAACGCAACAUGCUUUUAGAGUGUG